Molecule: messenger RNA, 950 nt
Organism: Cyanistes caeruleus (blue tit)
Lineage: Eukaryota; Metazoa; Chordata; Aves; Passeriformes; Paridae
Source: RefSeq, a predicted model, not a curated record
UCACGGGGUGAAAAAUGAUGUCUGGGAGGAGUGGUGGGAAGGACAGAUGUCCGCGGGGGCAGUGUGGUGUGGCACCCGUCUCCCUCUGCCCCAGCCUGCUCCAGGCAUUGUGGCAGUGCUGUGCCAGGGGCAGGACAGUGACAAACUCACCCGAAGGUCCAGCAGCAGCAGCAGCAGCCCACCUCACUGAGACUUCUCCUUAUAUAGACCAGCGGGCACGUGCAGCCAAUCCCCAUUGGUCGAGCCAGUCUCCGCCCAGCCAGCCAGCCAAUAGCAGCCCGAUCCCCGCGGCGUGGGCCUGCUCUCCAACGGGCCUCACCAGCACCCUUACAUACAUGAGUGGCAAAUGCACGGUUCUGAACCUGGGGAGGAAUAACCCCAGACUCCAGUGUAGGCUGGGGGCUGACCUGAUGGGAAAGCAGUUCUGUGAAGAAGGACCUGGAUGUCCUGGUGAACAAACUGUCCAUGAGCCAGCACUGAUCCCACGUGGCCACUGCUAUCCUGGGUGCAUUAAGCAGAGCAUUCCCAGCAGGUUGAGGGAGGUGAUUUUCCCCUUCUACUCAGACCUGGUGAGGUCAUGUCUGGAGUGCUGUGUGCAGUUCUGGCCUCCUCAGCACAAGAGAGACAUGGAGCUCCAGCAGAGGGCUACAAAGGUGAUUAAAGGACUGGAGCAUCUCUGUUACAAGGACAGGCUGAGAGAGCUGGGCCUGUUCAGCCUUGAGAAGAGACAGCUGAGAGGGGCCUCAUCAACAUGUCAGUAUCUGAAGGGAGUGUGCCAAGAAAAUGGAACCAAGUGUGGUAGUGCUGAGCGAUGGGACAAGAGGUAAUGGGCAAAAACAGAUUUGUAGCAACUUCUACUUGAAUAUGAGGAAGAAUUUCUUCAAUGUGCAGGCGGUCAUACAUUGGAACAAGUUGCCCAGAGAGGUUGUGGAGUCUCAAACUGGAGAUAU